CGUCCCCCGCUGCCAGCCGGGAUCUCCGGGGAAGGAUCCUGGAAUCCGCUCCUCCCUCCACGGAUCGGAUCCUUCGCGGGGAGAGACGAGGAAGCCACCGAGAUCUACCCGGGGCCUCCGCCCGCGCCCACGGAAGAGGAAGAGAUCGCGGCGCCCGCGGGCGCCAGGGAAGCCUUGGAGGGCAUGUAGAGCGCCUCUGGGUUGCAGACCUGGAUCGUCUUCCCCGAUGAGAGGGGGUUUGAGCUGGCUCCCAGCUCUCCCCGUGGUCUCCCUUCCGCUGGGGGUCCAUGUUCCUAGACCCAAUGAGGCCGGGAGGGCACGAUGGAGCCAUUGAAAACCAUGUUCCGGAAAGCCCCUCUGGUGGGCGGCUGGGGUCCAGGCUCCCGAGUGGGGGGUCCCUCCGGAGUCGGGGGUCCCUCCGCUUAUGCCAACCCCGUCUGGAGGGCGUUGUUUGACUACGAGGCCGCCAGCACGGAUGAGCUGACCCUGCGCAAGGGGGACUUGGUGGAAGUCCUGUCUUGGGACUCGGCCAUCUCUGGCGACGAAGGCUGGUGGGCCGGCAAGCUGAACGACCGAGUGGGCAUCUUCCCGUCGAAUUAUGUCUCGCCCAAGACAGCGGCCUAUGUGGCACCCAGCGACCCCCCCGAGGCGGACUUUCGGGACCUGACGCUGGAGGAGGUGAUCGGGGUGGGGGGCUUCGGGAAGGUCUACCGGGGCAGCUGGAAGGGGCAGUUGGUAGCGGUCAAGGCGGCCCGCCAGGACCCGGACGAGGACAUCAGCACCACGGCCGAGCGAGUGCGUCAGGAGGCCCGUCUCUUCGCCAUGCUCAAGCACCCCAACAUCAUCGUCCUGAAGGCCGUCUGUCUGCAGGGGCCCAACCUGUGUUUGGUGAUGGAGUACGCGGCUGGAGGGCCGCUCAGCCGGAUGCUGGCCGGACGCCGCAUCCCGCCGCACAUCCUCAUCAACUGGGCAGUCCAGAUCGCGCAGGGCAUGGAGUACCUUCACUGUGGCGCCAUCGUGCCCGUCAUCCACCGGGACCUGAAAUCCAACAACAUUUUGUUGAGUGAAUACGUGGACGACGGCGAGGUCAGUGGGAAAACUCUCAAAAUCACCGAUUUCGGUCUGGCCAGGGAAUGGCACAAAACCACUAAAAUGAGCGCAGCCGGGACGUACGCCUGGAUGGCCCCGGAGGUCAUCAAAAACUCAACUUUUUCCCGGGGUAGUGACGUCUGGAGUUAUGGGGUGCUCCUGUGGGAACUCCUCACCGGCGAAGUUCCAUACCGGGGAAUUGACGGGCUGGCCGUGGCUUAUGGGGUUGCCGUCAACAAACUCACACUCCCGAUACCAUCUACGUGCCCUGAACCCUUUGCCCGUUUAAUGACAGGAGCUGUUGAGCCGGGAGGAAGAGCUGAAGCAGGCGGCCCUGAAGCAGAAGUCCCAGGAGGAAUUUCUCCGCCAGCGGGAACACGAACUGGCCCAGUGGGAGCUGGAGGUCUUCGAGCGCGAACUCAGCCUCCUCAUCCAGCAGAUGAACCGCGAUCGGCCGCACGUGAAGAAGCGCAAGGGAACCUUCAAGCGCAACAAACUCAGAGGAAGGGACAGCGAUCGCAUCAGCAUGCCGCUCG
Molecule: messenger RNA, 1625 nt
Organism: Thamnophis sirtalis
Lineage: Eukaryota; Metazoa; Chordata; Lepidosauria; Squamata; Natricidae
Source: RefSeq, a predicted model, not a curated record